AUGUUUAGUAAACAACAAUCUAUUUCAAAUGAUUAUAUAGACCAUUCAAAUAAUUCACAAUGUCAACUACAACAACAACCAAUAGAAAUGAAAAUUGGUCAUCAUAAUCAUAAUCAUAUUUAUCAUCACUCUAGUCACUCAAGUCACUCAAGUAGUAGUAAUAAGACAGAGAAAAAGAAAAAGUUUUUAGACUUUUACAAGAGUGGAAAACAAAAGAUUAUGAUAUCAUUUUAUAAUAUUUAUAGAAAUUAUCCAUCAUCUCCACCUUCAUUUACAAAUUCACCAAUAUGGAUGAUGGGUCAAUGUUAUAAUCGAAAAAGACAAUUAACCUUUAAUAAUAAUAAUCAAAAUUUUAGUUUGAUUCAAACUCAACCUCAACAUCAACCAAUUUUAACAUCACAAUCACAAAUACUUUAUUCCUCUACUUCAUCAUCUUCUUCUUCAUCAUUUUCAUCAUCAAAAAGUGGAAUAUUUAAUUCAUUAUUUAAUAGUACAAUUUCAUCAUCUCCUCCUCAACAACAACCACAAAAUAUAACGAUUCAAAAAAACUAUUGUAAUAUUACAGAUGAAGCAAUGGAAGUUGAAAGAUUUUUAGAAGAUUUUAAAUCAAUUCUAUGGUUUAGUUAUCGAAAAGAUUUUCCAUCAAUCGAAAAUACCAGUAUCACAACUGAUAUUGGUUGGGGUUGUAUGUUGAGAACUGGUCAAAUGAUUUUAGCUCGUGCUCUAUUAAAACAUUUUUAUAAUAAUGAAAAUAUACCAUAUGGAGAAAAAAUUAAAACAAAUUCAAAAUAUAAAAAGAUAAUGUCAUGGUUUUGUGAUUAUCCAUCAAAAGAGAAUUUUUAUAGUAUUCAUCAAAUUGUACAUAAAAACAAGAUCAUUACCAAAUAUAAUAAUAGUAAAUUAAAGGAUUUUGACAUUGAUUCUGAUGAUCAAGACGAUUGGAACAAUGUCGAUGAAUGGUUUGCACCAACAAAGAUUGCUGUAGUUUUAAAACUACUUGUAAAAUCUCAUCAUUCAUCUUCAAUUGCAAUGUAUGUUCCAUCUGAUGGUGUAGUUUAUAAAGAUAGAGUUGCAAAAAUUUGUACCAUCAGAGAUGAUCAAUCAGCUCCGGCAAGAGUACCAUUAUCACUAUCAUUACCAGCAGGAAUCAAAUUAUUUUCAACAACCUCUCCUUCAUCACCAAAUUUAUUUGUACCAUCACAAAGUACAGGAAAUUCAAUGGAAGAUCAAUCUUUUUUAGUUGGUGAAGAGGAAGAUAAUACAGAUAAUAAUAGUAAUCAAAGUAAUUGGAAAUCAUUAAUCAUUUUGGUACCAGUUAAAUUGGGAUUGGAUAAAUUAAAUGAAAUCUAUUUUAGUGGUAUAAAGGCAAUGUUACAAAUGCCUUCAAGUAUUGGUCUCAUUGGUGGUAAACCAAAACAAUCAUUUUAUUUUGUUGGAUUUCAAGAUGAACAUAUCAUUUAUUUAGAUCCUCAUUUUGUUCAUGAUACUAUUCAUCCUUUUGAUUCAAAUUUUUUAAAUUCAUAUCAUGAUUGUAUACCACAAAAAAUGCAUUUCUCACAAAUUGAUCCAUCAAUGGCAUUUGGAUUUUAUUGUCAUACCUAUAAAGAUUUUGAACAAUUUUGUAUUAGAAUUAAAGAAAUUGAAGCAAGUGGUUUCCCAAUCUUAUCAAUCGGUGAAACUUCUCCAGAUUAUCAAAUAGAAUGUGAUGAUGAAUUGGAAAAUCUUGAAGAAUUUGAAGAAGAAGAUAAUAUUCCAACAACAAAAAUGAAUCUAAACCUAAAUAAUAACACAACUAUGGAUGAUAGUAGUAGUGAUAAUGAUGAUUUGGAUGGUUUUACUAUGGUCAAUUAA
This is a messenger RNA of Cavenderia fasciculata, 1851 nucleotides long. It is a transcript of the gene atg4-2, whose product is annotated as autophagy protein 4. Lineage: Eukaryota; Evosea; Eumycetozoa; Acytosteliales; Cavenderiaceae. The transcript is spliced from 4 exons. Bases 1 to 1851 code for a protein of 616 amino acids. Gene Ontology annotation, molecular function: protein-phosphatidylethanolamide deconjugating activity. The record is from RefSeq and is a predicted model, not a curated record.